Molecule: messenger RNA, 1668 nt
Organism: Stegastes partitus (bicolor damselfish)
Lineage: Eukaryota; Metazoa; Chordata; Actinopteri; Pomacentridae
Gene: nkx2.3
Product: NK2 homeobox 3
Exons: 2
Coding region: 1-1035 (344 amino acids)
Biological process (GO): regulation of transcription by RNA polymerase II; cell differentiation
Cellular component (GO): nucleus
Molecular function (GO): RNA polymerase II cis-regulatory region sequence-specific DNA binding; DNA-binding transcription factor activity, RNA polymerase II-specific
Source: RefSeq, a predicted model, not a curated record
AUGAUUCCAAGCCCGGUCAUAACUUCUUCCACCACGCCUUUUUCUGUGAAGGACAUUUUGAAGUUAGAGCUGCAGCAACAAUCUCAGCAGCACCAGCUCCAGUUUAUCUCCUGCUUCGGUCUCUCUGGCGCGCUGUCACAGUCUGGAGCUUUCCCAAAUAAAUCGUACCGCUCUAACUCGCCGCCCUCCUGCAUGUUGGCAGGCAGAGACAGUCCGAGUCCCAUCAGCUCCUGCCUGUCGGAGAGCGAGGAGAGGAUGUCGUACCUCAACACGCUGGCUGCACAGGAGCGGUUGGUGGAAUCCGGUCUGCCGGUGGAGGUGUUUGGCAACCCGGGACAGAACCACUCUGCAGAGCUCCGGCUGGAGAACGAGCAGGAGGAGCAAGACAGCAAGAGCUGCGCUGCGCUGCGGGGUGACUGUGAGGAUCCAGAUUCGGAGAAACCCGCCACCAAGCAGCAGAGGACCAGGAGGAAACCCCGCGUCCUCUUCUCUCAGGCUCAGGUGUUCGAGCUGGAGCGACGCUUCAAGCAGCAGCGUUACCUGUCCGCCCCGGAGAGGGAGCACCUGGCCAGCUCCCUGAAACUCACCUCCACCCAGGUCAAGAUCUGGUUCCAGAACAGGAGGUACAAAUGCAAGAGGCAGCGGCAGGACAAGAGUCUGGAGAUCGCAGGCCAUCACCAUCACCACCACCACCCGCCGCCGCCGCCAAGGAGGGUGGCCGUGCCGGUGCUGGUCCGAGACGGGAGGCCUUGUCUGACCGGAUCCCAGAACUACAAUCCUCCUUACAGCGUCAGAGCUCCGAACCCGUACAGCUACAACGGCUAUCCAGCCUACAGCUACAACAACUCGGUGUACACUAACACCUACUCUUGUACUUACUCGAGUUUACCUGCUCUUCCGCCGAGCAACACCACCGCUAACGCUUUCAUGAACAUGAAUUUGGGAAACCUCGGUGCACAGACGCAAAGCCAUGCCCCUCAGGGAGCAGUGGUCACACCCUGCCAAGGAACUCUGCAGGGUAUCCGGGCAUGGUAGCGCAGUGUUUACGCGCAAUCACUGCUGGGAGACACUUCUCUGGGUGGAUGAAAGGACUCAUGCAUGUAAACCCGGUUACCUAAUGCAAUUAAGGCACAAUUUCAAACUCCGUAACACAUCACAGAAAGUACAAGGGGGGUGGCUGUAGCUCAAAGGAGGCAUAUGAAGAAAAUGUAAUGAACUGACUGAGAUUAAAAACACACAUAUAGUUUACGCAUUUUUCUCUGAGCCGUAAUGUUUAGAAAAGUCGAAAACUGUUGUUGGGUUAUUGUGGGAAUUAAUGUCGCCAAUGCGCAAAAGCUGUGCGUAAUGGUUCGAAAUGGACCUAGUGUGUAUCUAAAAAUAAAGGGAAACUGUUUGGUCGUUUUCAUUUACGCAUACACGUUUUGUGUAGAAAGUCUUUCAAGAUUUUUUUUUUUUUUUUACAGCUAAGCUCAUUUAAUUUGAUGCCCGAAAUUGCAAGAAAAUAACAAAAUCAAGCACAAGAGCGAGAAAAGUUUUGUACUAUUAUGUUUGUUAAAUUGUUUUGUUUUAACCAGUGGGAUUUGUAUUUGACCUGGAGCCAUUGUUUCUACUCUAAAACAAAGUGGGUGAACACUGAGAGCCCAUGACCUGAAUAAAACUUUUACGCAA